Anguilla anguilla (European eel) is the source of this 2109-nucleotide messenger RNA. Its product is annotated as proline-rich protein HaeIII subfamily 1. NCBI's taxonomy places the organism in Eukaryota, Metazoa, Chordata, Actinopteri, Anguilliformes, Anguillidae. Gene Ontology annotation, biological process: intracellular signal transduction; cell surface receptor protein tyrosine kinase signaling pathway. The transcript is spliced from 12 exons. The coding region runs from base 616 to 1662 and encodes 348 amino acids. The record is from RefSeq and is a predicted model, not a curated record.
UCCGUUUUUAUUCUGAGUUUCUGGAAUAUACUGCGUGAUAUCUCAGCAUGUUUUGUGGCGUGAUUACAAAUAGGAUGAGAUUAUUUAGGGUGUCAUAAAUGCUACAGCCUAGUCAAACUGAUUCCAAUUCUCUGUCUGAUUUUUUAAUUAUGCCUUAUGACAGGGACUAUUAUCCUGUUUUAAUGAGAUAACAACAACAACAACAACAACAAUAAUAAUAAUAGGCAGAGUUGUAGUAUAGUUGUUGUUUUCGUUGCGUGGCUCAUUUACAAAGUUUUUUUUUUGGUCUUGGACUUUGGGCUAAAUUUGGUGGCUGAGAAAGCAAAUGUUGACUUAAUGAUGUCACUGAUAGGUCUUCCCUAAAACAAGAACACAUUAUUCUUCGCAUAUUGACUGGUCUGUGUGAUGUUUUAAUUUUGGCGUCGAAGCUUUUUAAAUUUCAUUUUGUCUUCACGUGAAAAUAAGGAUGGUGAUGGUGACACCUAUGAGGCUCCCCCCUGUGAGCGGCCGGCCGUGAAGGUUCCAGCCCGUCGGGUGGAGGAGAACGUUUACCUGGAGAGGUCUUCAGCCCCUGAGCCCUGCAGACAAGCCCCGCCUCCUCGGCCGGCUAAGAAUAUGCCCACCGGCAAAGCACCGAAGCUGCGGCAUGACUUGGAGGAAACCUACAUCGACCCAAACGCCAAAAAACCCCCUCAGGUCAACCGGGAACAGAAACCAGGGAAGAAGCCAGUGUCCAGGAAGACUCCACCCCCCAGACCUGGCUCUGCCCCUGCCCCUAGCCCCGCCCCCAGCCCUGCCCCCACCGCCAGCCUCGAAGAUGAUGUCUAUUUGGACCCAAACGAAGGACAGGAAGGGGGCAAUGAUGACGUCUAUCUGGAGCCCAAUGCAGCUUGCCCUCCCCCUCCUGGGGUUGGUAUGAGGAAGGCCCCUCCUUCCAGGGGUGGUCCUCAUGAAGCUCCGCCCCCAAGGGGUGGGCCUUGUGAAGCUCUGCCUCCCAGGGCUGGGCCUCGUGGAGCCCCAUAUGCCAGGGGUGGACCCCGUGAAGCUCCGCCUCCCAAGGGUGGACCCCGUGAAGCUCCGCCUCCCAAGGGUGGACCCCGUGAAGCUCCGCCUCCCAAGGGUGGACCUCAUCAAGCUCCGCCUCCCAAGGGUGGGCCUCAUCAAGCUCCGCCUCCCAAGGGUGGACCCCGUGAAGCUCCGCCUCCCAAGGGUGGACCUCAUCAAGCUCCACCUCCCAGGGGUGGGCCUUGUGAAGCUCCGCCUCCCAGGGGUCUAAAAAAGUCUGCACUAUCAGCAACAGCGGAGUCACAGCUGCAGGCUGAGGAGUGGUUUGCAGGGAACUGUGACCGUAAAACAGCAGAAGUGGUCCUGUCCAGGGUCAACAAGGACGGGGCCUUCCUGGUGCGGUACAGCUCGGCCCAGAACACACGGCAGCCCUACACCCUGGUGGUGUUCUUCAGGCAGAAGGUCUACAACAUCCCCAUACGCUACCUGGAGCACACACAGGGAUACGCCCUGGGCAAGGAGGGCAAGAAGAGCGAGGAGUUCUUCAGCAAUCUCCAGGAGAUCAUCUCCCACCACAGGAAUAAGCCCAUCCAGCUCAUCGACAGCAAGAGCCAGGCCAAACACACCACAUACCUCACCCACCCGGCUCGCCCCUGAAGCCCCACACCUGUUCCACACCUGUUCACCUGGACGAACUCAGCCCACCCCAGCACACUUCACUGCAGCUGCCAGUGUGACCCAGCUAUGAGACUCUCAGCGUUUACUUACCUGUUUAUUUUUGUGUCCUUAAAACUCUCUGCACUACUGCCUAUUUGCCCUGCCCUUACCACAGCCCGUGCACCUGGGUGAAUCCCCUGGCCCUCCCCAGGGCAAGAGAAAGUGGAUUUUGCUGCUCACCUGGCAACCUCAGCUGCUGUGAAGAAUGUGCUGUGGGGAUUCUGUCUGCCUGGCCUGCUUUCCACAAGCCUCUAUCCAGUCAAUUUACUGCUUUUAUUAUUUAAAACACAACUUUAUUUAUGUUUUCAAUAAGCUGUCUGGUUGCCCCGAUUAGAUUCCACUGUUAGGUUCUGUACCCCAGAAAUAUUAAAGGAGGGGUGUAUCUGC